AUGAAGCUCUUCGUGGCCUUUGCCGGGCCCGAAGAGGAGGUGCGCUUCGUGGUUCUGAUAGAUGCUGCGAGCACUGUGGCCUCCCUGCGGCAACGUAUCCAGGCAGACUUCCGCUCGGUCUUCCCAAGCAGGCUGCCAGUGGUGUUUUUUCGCAUGGCCAGUGCAGAUGGCUUCUUCUUGACAGAUGCUGCUGUAGUUGGACAAGUGCUAGAAGAUGGCAGUACAGUGACCUGCCACCGAGCAGAUUCUGAGGUGACGGGGGCACCGUUGCCGGAAGAGCCCAGCCUCGAGGAAGUGCGCGGCAUCUUCGCAUCCUUCCGAGCGCAGAUCUCUUACAUCGCCCGGAUGGCUUGCCAUGCUGCCCUGAAAUCCAGCAGCGAGGUCAGCUCUGAGGCCAUGUCCAUCCUCUUGGCCAUGCUGAUGCUUGGCGGGCCACAGCUCCUUCAGGUCCGAUCGGAUGCAUUGGACAUCCUCCAGAAGCGCUUGCCGGCCCAGGAUGGUGCAGCCUUGCCUGCAUUCCUUGCGGCGGGCGGCCUUUUUGUCUUGCUCGGCCUGCUGUCGCCGUCGACGAAGCUGGAUUCCGACACCGAGGUGCUGGAGAAGACUGCGCAGCUCUUUGAGCAGUUGGUCCUACAGCACGGCCCAGCGUUGGCGCCAGUGCUGGAGGACUGUCAAGCCAAUAUCCUGAUGCAGAAGCUGGCGAAAGACUCCCGGUGCACCGCCAGGAUGAAGCAAAACGCCUAUGCUUCACGGAAGGCACUGGAGAAGGUCGGUAUCGGGAGCGCUGCAGGCCUGAAAGAAGGUUACGCCAGUGAGCCCGGCAAGCUUCCUACAGGCGAGAGAGGGAACAGGCUGCAGUCAGCUGGUGCUGCCGUGGCGCGUGGAGGCUACUCUCCCGCAGGCUGCAAUGGUGGUGAAAGGACGCCGACUCCGAUUCUGCCUGGCGGGAUGACCCUGCGGCUUCUGUUGGACCAGAAGAAGCUCACCUUGGAUUCCUCCACCUUGAGCCAGGCCGUGUGGGAGUUUGAGGCCAAAGUCACCAGCUGCCGCGAGGGCGCACUCCAUGAGCUGGCAGCAGAUUCCGGUCUCGCCGAGGUAGUAUGGAAGGUGUUGCAGUCAGCGACCAAGGGUGCAGCCAAGCAGCUGCUCCCGAGCUUGGGCAAGAUCCUCGCACGCUUUAGAGGAGAGCCGCGGGCCCGCACGGGAUUUGUCCGGCAGCUGAGCCGGUUCCUGCGCUUCAGCGAGGCACUGGAGGUGCUGCCGUCCUGCUGGACGCACCUUCCAGAAAGCAUGAGGUCGGCGAUGUUGGACAUGGCGGAGGAGAUGAUGCAGCACACAGCAAAAUCAGCCACCCACGCACACGAGCUGCAGUCCGUUCUGGUGCUGCUACAAGAGCAUGUGCCUUCGGAGCUGCAGGCUCUUGCACUUCGCAUGAUGCGAAGAUUGGUGGACCCUGACGGGGUCUCUGGUGCAUCGAGUGCUGCGCUGUCUCGAAUGCCGCCAAAGGCCAUCAACACGGGUCUGAUGCACGUGAUGCCCAAGCACCCGCUCGCAUGCCUGGACAUCUUGGGCACCUUGGUGCUCAAGGAGGACUUUCGGCGCUUCUUUGCAAGCCAAGCUUCGCUUCUGAAGUUCCUGGCGCACUGCUGCACUCAGCCGGAAGUCUGUGCCCGAGGUACGGAGAGCCAGGGCCCACUAUCCCUGCAACGAGCAGCGUGCAGGUGCCUGGCCAACUUGGCCUCGCAGCCUGAGGUCCGAGACUGGGCCAAGCAGUCGCCGGCGCUACAAGGUCUGCACGAGUCUACCGGCGACCUCACGGUUCGUGCCUACUUAGGCAAGGCCCAGAAGCACUCCAAAUGGGAAGAGCUGUUGGGACACUUCGGGGUGGGGACACAGGCUGCGAGCGAACAUCGCUUUGCAAAGGCGCGCAAGGUGAAGAGUUUCACUGAUAUUGCAGGCUCUUGGGCUCUUGCGGCGGUCGAUGUCCAAGGUGGCCACAGCAAUGUGCUUAGCCUGAUCCGCGUGCUGGCCAUCCCUGGCUUACCGAAGCUUGCCAUCUCCUGUCUGCUUCUCCUGGCGCCAGCGCUGGCGCUGAAGGGCAGGUUCAGGAGUGUCCAGACUGUCACGCAGUGCACCUCUCCAGCUCAUUCUGUGGAGGGAGGCUAUGUUGUGUUUGAAGCCUCAACGUUCAAAGACUCCUUCGAUGUGACUGCCAAAUGCGCAGAGCGAUACAAGGGCACCGCUGUCGUCUCCCCGUGCACAGCUGAUGGCGCACCAUACACUCUCAGGGGCUGUUCGCCGGAACGCUGUACGGAGCCAGUUGCAGCAGACAUGAAAGGGUACGAGCUGGCACCCUUUUCCUUGGAGCGGCCAAGCUUCAGCGUCACUGUGAAGUGCACCAGUGGUGUGGGCUUUGGGAAAGCCACCGAGUGCGUGAAAGACGGCGACCCAUACACUGUGACAGGCUGCCUUGUCGGUGAGUGCACAUCGCCAGCUGCCAACCUUGCAUCGCAUGGCUAUGUCGUGUACGAGCGCUCCAGGAUGCCGCAGAGCUUCAACGUGAGCGCCACCUGCGCGUCGGGUUACAAGGGCACGGCUUCUGCCUCUACCUGCAAAGCAGCUGGCACACCGUAUUCCCUCGCUGGCUGUGAGCCAGAGACUUGCACGCCGCCCAGCACGGAACACAUGAAGGGCUACGAGCUCCAAGCCUUUUCCUUGAAGCGGCCCAGCUUCAGCGUCACGGUCAAGUGUAGCAGUGGGGUCGGUGUCGGAAAAGCGAAGCCAUGCGCAAGAGAUGGCGAGCCAUACACUCUCGGGGGCUGCUUCAUCGGUGAAUGUGCAUCUCCAGUCGCUCAUGCAUCGCAAGGCUACAUCGUGUACGAAGGCUCCAAGAUGCCGCACAGCUUCCACGUGACAGCGUCGUGCGCGAAGGGCUACAAGGGCACGGCUGCUGUGUCCGUGUGCAAAGAUGCAGAUGCCCCAUACUCUCUCACCGGCUGUGCGCCUGAAGUUUGCACAGAGCCCAGCCCAAAAGAGACGGAUGGCUAUGAGCUCACAGCCUUCUCCUUGGAACGGCCCAGCUUCAGUGUCUCCGUGCGGUGCAAGUCGGGCAUCGGAUUGGGUAGGGCCAAGGAGUGCACGAAACAUGGGGAGCCGUACACGGUCGAGGGCUGCUUUGUUGGCGAAUGCACAUCGCCAUCGAACCUCGCCGAGCACGGCUAUGUAGUGUAUGAAGGCUCCAGGAUGCCGCACAGCUUCAACGUGAGAGCUGAGUGCGCCACUGGCUACAAGGGCACCGCUCUUGUGACGCAGUGUGAGAAAACCGAGCAGCCGUACUCACUGAAUGGAUGCAGCCCUGAGAGCUGCAUUGAGCCAAGUGUUUUUGACCAGGCCAACUACGAUAUCCAAAUCCACUCCCUCUUACGGCCCUUCUUCCGCGUCACGGCCAAAUGCAAGCACGGCUUUGGAACUGCCACAGUCAAAGAGUGCCGGAAAGAUGGCAACCCCUUCGAGCUGGAAGGAUGCAUGGAUGCCUGUGCUUCGCCCAAGAAGGCUGUCGAGGCUGGCUACGUUGUGUUCGAAAAGAAGCUGGUGUUGAACGAGUUCAGCGUGUCUGCAAGUUGUGCCGACGGAUACAAAGGUGCUGCUGCUGUCACCAAGUGCAACGCUGCCAACGAGCCCUAUAUCUUGAGUGGCUGCACACCUGUGAGAUGUACCGAGCCAACACAUGUAGACAAGGCCGCUUACGAACUGACCGUGCUGUCAGCGGAGAUGCCGUCAUUCAGCAUCCUAGCCAACUGCAAGAGCGGUGUUGGAACUGCCAAAGCAAGAGCCUGUUCUGGAGAUGGACAGCCGUUUAUUUUGGAGGGAUGCCCAUCCCUUUGCAGCUCACCCAAGAAAGAUUCCGAAGCUGGGUAUCUUGUGUUUGAGAAGUCUUUGCUGAUGGGCGAGUUUGAGGCCCACGCCGUCUGCGCAGACGGCUACGCCGGAACGGCCACUGUGUCCAAGUGCACAGCGGCGAACGAGCCGUACAUCCUAAGCGGCUGCAAACCGGUGAAAUGUGCAGAGCCAAGCAAUGCGGCUGCAUAUGACCUGACAGUGUUUUCAGCAGAGGCCCCAUCAUUCAGCAUUGUGGCCAAGUGCAGGAACAGUGCCGGAACUGGCAAGGCAAAGGCUUGUUCCAAAGAAGGACAGCCGUUUGUCUUGGAGGGCUGCCCUUCCAUGUGCAGCUCUCCCAAGCGCACCUCCGAAGACGGAUACGUUGUGUUUGAGAAAUCCCUCUUCUUUGACGACUUCAGGGCCGAUGCAGUUUGUGCUGAUGGCUACACGGGCAAAGCCUCUGUCGGCAAGUGCAGUGCAGUGAGUCUGCCGUACACUCUCGGUGGCUGUGCGCCAGCAAAGUGUGUGGAGCCAACGGCAGCACAGAAGUUCAACUACAAUGUCCUGGUCCACAGCCUCAACGUGCCAUCCUUCCAUGUCACGGUGACUUGCAGAAAUGGCUCGGGCGCUGGCAAGGCUGUGCCAUGUCGCGGUGACAACCUGCCCUACAAGCUUGAAGGCUGUGACUAG
Messenger RNA from Symbiodinium natans, 4569 nucleotides. The record is from the annotation of a GenBank genome assembly. Lineage: Eukaryota; Dinophyceae; Suessiales; Symbiodiniaceae.